Molecule: messenger RNA, 2085 nt
Organism: Hippoglossus stenolepis (Pacific halibut)
Lineage: Eukaryota; Metazoa; Chordata; Actinopteri; Pleuronectiformes; Pleuronectidae
Gene: nsmce4a
Product: NSE4 homolog A, SMC5-SMC6 complex component
Exons: 10
Coding region: 815-1870 (351 amino acids)
Biological process (GO): DNA repair
Cellular component (GO): Smc5-Smc6 complex; nucleus
Source: RefSeq, a predicted model, not a curated record
GGAAGUUUUCGAAAUCAUCUCUUCUAGACUCAGUAGAACAACAACAGAAACUCACUGGGACUUUUCUAAACGUGUCCUCUCUGGGACGAGAGCAUCGGUGGUCUUAACUCUCGGCUAACUUACUAAUAUAACUGAUUUUGAAAGACAACAAGGGCUAACGUUAGCACGAUCCAAAGAUAAGUGCAACAGAAACGAAAUGGGAAACUGUUCAGCACUUCCGUUUUGUCCGGUCGUGGCGGCUCCAGUAGAUAUUUGCUUCUGGAUCUGGUUCUGGUUUCAUUUGUAUGGUUUUUUAGCUGCUUCUGAAUGUUUGUUAGCCGCAAACGAGUCGAUCCUAUGUCCAUGGUUGGUUCAUAUAUAAUGUAAUGUUCGUCAAACAGCUAACACCAGCUAACUCUCAAAGCAGCAGCAUCGUCCACAGUCUCUGACAGUAGCUGUGGUUAACUCUCAUUAAUAACUUCAGCAGACGAACACUAACGAGUCUGAUGCCUUCACCACUUUUAGCUUCUUCACUUUUGUUACGACUCCAGAGACAUUAAGCACUUGUCCAUCUUGUAAAGGAGCUAAAGCGGUGGAUUUAUAUCUUGACUUUUAUUACGUCUUUGGCUGAAUUUGGAGAAGCCUUCUGUUUGUUGUGAUCCGUCUCCAAACAUCGUUCAGCAGCUGGAACACAUCCGGUCGCCCCCAUUGUUGUUUCCACAUUCUUUGUCUGUUUGGUUUCGUCGCUGCAACAUUCUGAGCUGUAGCCGUUUUGUUGUUCUGCGGGCAGCGUGUUUCCCUCUCACCGCCACACUCGGCUCCUCACUGACCGAACAUGAAGAGAUCCAGGGGCGGCUCUGAGGACGACCCUCCCCGGGAGAACGGCUCCUCCGGCCGCCGCAGGAAAGCGGAGCGACCGCAGAGCAACGGGGACGACAGCGACUCUGGCUACGGUCCGUCCGACCUGCGGGACAACGGGGACAAUGACCCGGCCGCCCGGAGGGAGAUACGGAGCAGGUACAGAGACCUGAUCUACACCGUGCAACAGAGUAGAGAGGACAUGCUGAACCCCUCCAACAACAAGCUCACUGAAGUUUUAGAGGAGGCCAAUAAGCUGUUUGAAGAUGUUCGACAGGCGAGGGAAGCGGCUCUGGAUUCCCAGCUCCUUGUCAUGGCCACAGACCUGGGGAAGGAGAAAGCCAGUCAGAUGUUUUCUGAAGGCACCGCUUUCGACCCCACCGCCUUUGCUGAGCAUCUUUUGUCCUUCAUGGGUCUGAACCGACUAGAAGACGGAGAGGACGAGCAGAACGGGGGCACAGUUGAGGGUUACCUUCCCCAGGAUGCCUGGCACAGAGUGGCCAGGAGAGCAGAGUGCUGUGUCCGGACCGCACCCUCCUUCCACUACAUGAUGGGCUCGUUCCAUGCAGAGCCACCUCCUCCAAAGCAAAAGAUAGUGCGACAAACUAAAGCAACUACGAAGGACACCCAAAGGAUCAUGCCCACUCAGCUGAAGAAAAUGGAAGAGUCCCAUCAAGAAGCGACGGAGAAAGAGGUUGAAAGGAUCCUAGGAUACCUGAAGAGUUAUUACAAAGACGAUCCAACGUCGCCGAUUUCAUUCUAUGAGUUUGUCAUUGACCCCAACUCGUUUUCUCGGACAGUAGAGAACAUUUUCCACACGUCUUUCCUGAUCCGGGACGGUUUGGCACGGAUGCAUCUGGAUGACGAAAUGCCUUGUAUAGCACCUGUAGAGGAGGGCGAGGCAGAAGCUGCAGGAUCAAUCAGCCGUAAACAGUGCAUCAUCUCGAUAAGUCCAAAGCUGUGGAAGGAGCUCAUAGAAGUCUUCGACAUCACACGCACGAUGAUUCAUCCUCCUAACACACAGAGCGAGUGAGGGACCGCGCCACUUUUUCUUACCUGAAACUGAAAUUGUUUUUUAGGUGUGUUGAUUUUUUUUUUAGAUUUCUGCAUAAUACAGAUAAAUUCUUUGAAAUCUUCUAAGAAAUGUAGAUCACUUUUUGAGUUCAUAAUAACUCAAAUGAACAUUUUAUUUUAAUGUUUGUUUUACUGUUUUUAGAAGUUUAAAUAAUAAAAGACAAAGAAGAGAAA